Molecule: messenger RNA, 1876 nt
Organism: Malaya genurostris
Lineage: Eukaryota; Metazoa; Arthropoda; Insecta; Diptera; Culicidae
Product: triokinase/FMN cyclase-like
Exons: 1
Coding region: 115-1857 (580 amino acids)
Biological process (GO): glycerol catabolic process
Cellular component (GO): cytosol
Molecular function (GO): glycerone kinase activity
Source: RefSeq, a predicted model, not a curated record
GAAUGCAGCGCACAAACAAAUCCUUCACGGUGCUUGCUUGUUACCUAAUUCAAUUGUGAAGAUACUCGAUAUUUUAGUGAGAUAGGUUCAGUAAUAAAUUAUUCAGUUACAAAUAUGUCCCUCUGCAACGUUGGGAAUUCGUUAAAAGGAUUAAUACAGACCUAUCCGGGACUACAGCUACUUGGUGAUCGAAACUGUAUUAUCCGGGCAGACAAUGAUCCAGCUGAUAGUAAGGUGAAAUUGAUUUCUGGUGGCGGGAGCGGCCAUGAACCAGCUCAUGUUGGAUACAUAGGGAAAGGAAUGCUAUCCGGUGCCGUUUGCGGUAACAUCUACAGUUCACCCUCGGUUAGCGCUAUACUGGACUGCAUGAAAUCGGUUGCACAUCCGGACGGGAAUGUUAUUUUGAUAGUAAAAAAUUACACCGGAGAUCGAUUGAAUUUUGGUAUGGCACUCGAGAGGGCACACACAACGAUGGGAUUCAAAAAUGUACGUAUGUUGUUGGUGGGUGAAGAUUGCUCGAUCGAUGAUAAGAAUCUACGCAAAUCUGUUGGAAAGAGAGGUCUAGCCGGCGUUGUUCUGGUGCACAAAUUACUUGGUGCUAUGGCUGAGAGGGGAUAUGGCAUAGAUGAGAUUUUCAAUUUUGGAGAAGGACUGAUAAAAGGAAACUUUAUUGCCACCAUUGGAUUUACAUUCAAAUUGAAUGGCGAUACAUUGGAAAACAUUGAAAUUGGCAAAGGAAUUCAUGGCGAGCCGGGUGUGUACACAUUAGAGACGUGCAAGAAUUUCGAUAGCAUCAUUGAUUUUGCCAUUACUAAGCUGGUCAAUCGAGUCCCGAAAGCAGCGGAAAUAGUACUUUUGGUAAAUAAUCUAGGAGGAACAUCCGAAUUUUUAAUGACUUCAUUUGUAAAUAAUUUACUCGAUAAAAUACGACCAAUUUAUACAAUUCGUCGAAUCUAUUGUGGCACGUUUUUGUCGUCACUGGAUCAAGCAGGAAUUUCAUUGACGGUUCUGAAUCUUGCGUACUCACAAAGGCUACUAGAGUACUUAGAUUGUGAUGUAAACACUCCAUCCAAACUUUUCCGUCAAAUUCCCAAACAAAGUUUAUCGGAAUCAAGUGUUAUCAACAUGGGUUCAUCUGAAUCAACGUUACCAAUGGACAUAUCUAAUAUGUUUACAAUCAGCGAAAGUUUGGGGGCCAAGCUUGUUUUCACAAUUUUAUGUUAUGUUUGUGAGGCUCUGAUUUCUUGUACUAAUAUGUUGAACAUAAUCGAUAAAGAAACCGGAGAUGGUGACACUGGGACAACCAUUGCAAAAGGAGCAGGAGCAAUCAUGGAGCAGUUGGAUGCUGGAAAACUAGACCUGAUUCAUCCGGGAAAUUUGCUACAACAAAUAAGCACCAUACUUCAACAAGAUAUGGGAGGCUCUUCAGGUGCCUUGUAUAGCCUAUUUUUCCAGGGUGCAUCGACCGUUUUCAUAUUCCCUACUGAAGGAACUCGGGCCGUUUCCGUUGCCCACUGGAGCCGUGCAUUAGCUCAAGGUAUCGAUACUAUUAUGAAGUAUGCCCUUACGGAAAUCGGUGAUCGCACAAUGCUUGACGCACUUAAGGAAGGCGAACGAAUGCUAACCGCAUCUAUAAGCCAGCAACUAGUGGCGUUGGAUUGUGUGGAAAGUUUCACAAAAGGAUGCGAGGAAGCAGCUCGCAAAACCCAACAGAUGGUUGCGAAAGCAGGCCGUGCGGCUUACUCAUCCUCGUCAGAAAUGUCGAAUGUCUAUCAGCAUCCCGACCCAGGAGCACACGCCGUUUCGAUUUGGGCCCGCGCGUUAUUCGAAGCUUGCAAGCAAGUUAUCGUGGAAUAAAUGUGUCUGAACUUGGAAA